GCUCAGACCCGAAAAGCACUCAAGAGGACGACGGCGACAAGACAUGUAUCUCUUGGGGGCGCACCUGCCCGACCACAAACUGGUCAGGAUUGCCCUGACGAGCUUCUACGGCAUCUCCCACCAAACGGCCAGGAGACUAUGCGCCCGUCUGCAAUUGCACGAAGCAGCAACCGUCUCGUCGCUCAACGACUCCCAAGUCACCGAGCUGUCUGCCUACCUGUCCUCUCCCGGCUCGAUCGCUGCGCGGAAACCGAGUCCGACGCUGCCGCACCCGCCCUUGGCCUCCUCGUCAAAAGAGUCAUCGGCGGAGCGCGGAAAGGACCUUUCGACCGAGCUAUUUAGCAAGACGCCCUCUUCGCAGCUAGCGUCGCCAAAGGAAGACCCGCUGAGAUCUAUCGUUGUCGAGAGCGAUCUCAAGCGCCAGAUGCUGGCCAAUAUUGCCCAUCACCGAACAAUUGGAACGUACAGAGGACGCAGGCAUGUCCAAGGCCUCCCGGUCCGAGGUCAGAGAACUCAGACAAAUGCACGGACAGCCAAGCGACUCAAUCGAGUGGAGAGAAGAGGUAUCUCCACGGCAGCAUCUAGCAGCAGCGCGAGUGGCCCAGUCAGCGUCGGAGCUCUUGUGAAGCCGCUUGCAGCGUUGCGCUUUAGCAGCGGCAAAAGACCAACAUUGUAGUAGUAGUAAUAGACAUGUCCAGUUCGUUGCUUUU
Messenger RNA from Acaromyces ingoldii, 710 nucleotides. Its product is annotated as S13-like H2TH domain-containing protein. The record is from RefSeq and is a predicted model, not a curated record. The transcript is spliced from 2 exons. Bases 44 to 676 code for a protein of 210 amino acids. Gene Ontology annotation, biological process: translation. Gene Ontology annotation, molecular function: RNA binding; structural constituent of ribosome. Gene Ontology annotation, cellular component: ribosome; mitochondrion; small ribosomal subunit. NCBI's taxonomy places the organism in Eukaryota, Fungi, Basidiomycota, Exobasidiomycetes, Exobasidiales, Cryptobasidiaceae.